UUUUUUCAGCGUUGCACCACUGAUGUAACUUUCAUUUCCUGAUCGGAAAGGGUCAUACACAUGAGUGUGGAGUUUAGUUAAUGUCCACCUUACGAACCUGAAUCUUGUGAAUACAGUCACUUUGCUUUAAUUAAAUGAUGUUACGGACGCUGUGCCGGACCGGCGGGCUCCUCCUGCAGCAAAGCCAGCGGACUGUGCCGAGGUUGUGGGUCACACCAGCCCAGCAGCGAUGGGCGUCCAGCCUGCCCAUGAACACCCUGAUCCUUUUCGUGCCCCAGCAGGAAGCCUGGGUGGUGGAGAGGAUGGGUCGUUUCCACCGGAUCUUAGAGCCGGGUUUAAACUUCCUCAUACCCAUACUUGACCGAAUUCGCUAUGUGCAAAGUCUCAAAGAGAUUGUCAUUGAUGUCCCAGAGCAGUCUGCAGUAUCUUUAGAUAAUGUAACACUACAGAUUGAUGGAGUGCUUUAUUUAAGGAUCCUUGACCCUUUUAAGGCCAGUUAUGGUGUCGAGGAUCCAGAAUAUGCCGUCACACAGUUGGCGCAGACCACCAUGCGCUCAGAAUUGGGAAAACUCACGCUGGACAAAGUGUUCAGGGAAAGGGAGUCCCUCAAUUCCAACAUUGUGCACUCCAUCAACCAAGCUUCAGACGAGUGGGGAAUCCGUUGCCUCCGUUAUGAAAUCAAAGAUAUACAUGUUCCACCUCGUGUCAAAGAAUCCAUGCAGAUGCAGGUGGAGGCUGAACGCAGGAAGAGGGCCACAGUGCUGGAGUCUGAAGGGGCGAGGGAGGCCGCCAUUAACGUCGCUGAGGGUCGUAAACAAGCUCAGAUUCUGGCCUCGGAGGGUGAAAAAGCAGAGCAGAUCAAUAAAGCAGCUGGUGAGGCCCAAGCAGUGUUGGCCAAGGCAGAGGCAAAAUCCAAGGCUAUCCGCGUUCUAGCAGACGCUCUGGCUCAGCAGAAUGGCAACGCAGCAGCCUCGCUAACCGUGGCUGAGCAUUACGUGUCUGCAUUCUCCAACCUUGCUAAAGAGUCCAACACCAUCCUUCUGCCCACUAACACUGGUGACAUCAGCGGAAUGGUCACACAGGCUAUGACCAUUUACAACACUUUGGCAAAGACGAGCCCAAAAGCAGCUCCAGAAGUGGUGGAGGAGAAGCGAGAAGAGCUUGUGAACGAGUCUGAGUCUCAGUCUCAAUAGCAGAGGACUCGGUGAAUGAACUCCUAAUAAAAAAAAAUUGAGACGGAAGCAGCAAUUUAUGUUUCAGUUAUCAAGGCUCCAAGGCACCUCGGUGUGAUCAGAGUUCACACAUCUUGUACUGGCAGAACUCUGGGAGCUUUGUUCUGCAACUCUGGGAUGUGAUGUUGAUGCCUUGGAGCCCUCAGAAAAUCACAACUUUUGUGAGAGGAUUUUCAAUCUCCACUGACUGCUGUUUAUGUGUUAUUGUCAGUUUGGGAAAUUAACACCAGCCUUCAGCCAAACAUCCUCUUACCAGUGUCUUUGGCAGUCUGACAAAAUGGAGACAUUGAUGGCAGGUUUUGGGGAUUAUUAGCCACUGUGACCAGUAGAUGCAGAAAUAAGCCCUGGUUGUUGUGCAGUAUGUGAUUUAUUAGCAUCAUUUUAUUCAUUAUUUGUUAGCAAAUUCUUGAGUGCGUCAGAUCUGUUGAGGCACAUAUUAUUGCUUAAACCCAUAUAGAAUUGGAUGUUUUGAAUUUGACCGCUCUACUUGAACGUAGUACGUGAAACAUAAGAUUGUGUUUGUUUUCUCCUUUUUCAAACCUGUUUUCCAGGCUCAUCCAAAAUAACUGUUUUCAAGUUCUGUGGGUACAUUACUAUUAAAGUGGUAAUCACAGUCAGCUCAGGUGAGCCAUCUGCUUUGAUUUGCCUUGUUUACAUAGAUCAGUGACAAUCCUUCAACUGUCUUCAGCUUCAGUGGGACCAGUGAUUCAUGUGAUGUCUGGCUGGAUGCCUCAGAGUGGUGGAAGGUUUCCCAAAGCUUAGUUUAAUUCAUAAUUUGGUCUGUGUUAGAUUCAAAUGUCUCCCUGAAAAACUCAAUCCACUAUAUACUUUAGAAAUAAUCCUGAGAAAUAAUGCCCUCAUCAUAACAAGGUAGUGUUCAAAGUCUGCCCUAGAAAGAGUCUUUCUCCUCUUUGUAUUUGUAUUCAUCUCUUACAUCAUAUGGGAUAUAUUUAUUAAAUUUUCAUGGUUUUCUGCAAAAUGUUUGUCAUUUCAUAUGUGUCACUGAUGCAUAGAGGAUUAUAGAAAGUAAUACAGUAACUGGCACAUAUGUGUCUUUGAAACUCUCACAAAGUAAAGGGUCUGCAGUAUAUGAUUUGAUGUAAUGGGUGUAGUGAAGCACUUCAUAUGAAACACACAAUUAUGUUCGGAGAAGAUGGUGUAGAACAUUUUUUGACAAACGAGUGGACUUUGUCAAAUUCAAAGUUUUGUCUAUCACUGAAGAAAAUCUAACAUUAUGAUUUUAAAAAGGAUGUUGACAUUCAUGCUUUUGGCCACUGUUUGGGUUCAGCAAUGUGAAAUUACCAUAAAAUAAAAAAAUAAAAAGUUAACACAG
This is a messenger RNA of Scatophagus argus, 2565 nucleotides long. RefSeq names its product stomatin (EPB72)-like 2 (gene stoml2). Gene Ontology annotation, cellular component: membrane. The coding region runs from base 135 to 1193 and encodes 352 amino acids. The transcript is spliced from 10 exons. The record is from RefSeq and is a predicted model, not a curated record. Lineage: Eukaryota; Metazoa; Chordata; Actinopteri; Scatophagidae.